Messenger RNA from Lepisosteus oculatus (spotted gar), 3214 nucleotides. The record is from RefSeq and is a predicted model, not a curated record. NCBI's taxonomy places the organism in Eukaryota, Metazoa, Chordata, Actinopteri, Semionotiformes, Lepisosteidae.
ACUGUUUUGAGUUUUGUUCUGAAAAUUGGUUAGGUAGAACCGAGUAUUAAUGCAGAGGGAAGCCAUUUAACUUAAAAUAAAGCAAUUGCAACUUUCAGCAGGUUGUGACGAUUAUAUUUUGAUUCGAUUCGUUUUGGAUUUGACAAAGUAUAUUUGUUAAACUUAGCCAUACGAAACCUGUUGUAGCAGGUACUCAUUAAAAGCGGAGGUUUAAACAUGUUUUAUGUUGUAAUGAAGUCAAGAUGAAAAUAAACUCAGUUUCAUUGUAAGAUGAUUAAAAACCUGCUGCUGACUGAAAAUGAAUCGACUGUGAGUGGUCCUCAUGGGGUGUUGUGAGCGGAGAAAAACGUUUACUUAUAUUUAAAUAUUUGUGCUUUAUCGUAUUUUAAUAAAAUAAAGCAUUCUUAGUUUAGCGGGUUGUAAUCAAACUCAGUCCUGCUUAUGAGUGGUUAAAAUAAACUCGUGAAGGUGACAUUGGUAGCCUCCAUUGACUCUGUAAAGUUCUUUAGUUUAAUUGGUUUCCAACUUUGAAUUAUGAACUCCAACUUCCUUCUUCGGCGUCAGGUUUACCUGUUCUUAGUGGUAAACAUUAAAGUCUUCUGAGAAAUUCAAGUUUACCCUUUUUUUCACUUUUAUCUACCCAAUGUGUGUGUUAACUGUAAAAGAAAAUAGUACACGGGUGAAGAUUGGUACACAAAAUUCUAAUAUAAGUAUAAAAAUAUGGAAACACAACAAGCGGCACCCUCAAUGUGCAAUGCAACAUUUUAAUUGGCACAUUCAAAUGUAUACAAGACUGUAGAAUUUGUGCGGGCACCAUCGUGAGGAACAGGACCAUCAGCCUGAGUGUCUGCUCAGGGAGUGAUAAUGCCUACAGACAGAGAGCCCACAGUGACAGCCAAACUACUGCAGCUCAUCUUCCUCUCCACCUUCUGGGGCAUGCAGAUCUGGGUCACCUUCAUAUCAGGCUUUGUGAUGGACAAUAAUCUGAACAGACACACAUUUGGAUUCAUCCAGAGUCGGCUGUUCCCUUUCUAUUUCCAUAUCGGCUCUGCCUGUGCAUUUUUCAAUCUUACUAUAUUUGCCAUUUACCAUCCUAGUGACCUGCUAGAUGACAAGGAGGCCUUCCAGAUUCUUAUUUUCUUUGUGUGUGUGACGGUGGCAGCUAUAAAUGCACAGUGGUUUGGUCAGAUGACAUCGGAGAUCAUGGCUGAAAUGCACCUAAUUGAGCAAGUCUGCGGUUUGGGCCAGGACAUAGGUCUCUCCUCCAACUGGGAGGCCUACUCAAAGCUCUGUGACUCUGACCCCAAGUACAAGAAGCUGAGCAACCAUCUUUGGCUCUAUCACUCCCUCUCCUCACUCUGCAACCUCUGCUGCUUGGUCUGCAAUGGUUUCAGCCUGUACUACCUGGCUGAGAAUAUGACUGCUCUAUAAUAAUGCUCCUCCUUGUGCCUUCUGAGCGAUUGUGCAUGAGGGACGUUUCACACCUGCACCAUUCAAAAACACCACACAAGACAACCAAAAGAAAGAUUACAUAAUGCCACACUGCAAGCCAUAUGUAAAUUUUCCUUUGUUAUGCCUUAUUUUUUUCUGUUGAGGUUCACAGGGGAAAUACCUUCUAGGGCAGGUAGAUUCUAUCCUUAUUUUUACAGUAAAGUUUGAUAUUCCGCUUGUGAGCCUAUUAUAACAGAUUUUUCUGGGGAUAGGAUUUAAAUGUAGUUUUUCAAACAGACCCAUUUUAUUUUUGAUUUUUAACUUGUAUAACUUUUAAUUGAGGAAAUCUUACCUUUAGGGUCUUUAAGAAUACAGCCAUGUGUUGCAAAGUAGUGGUUUCCAACCCUGGUCUUGGGGUUUCUAUGUUUCUGUUUUUUUGUUCCAUAGGCCAAUUUAAAUUUUCUUUUUAAGUCAAACUUCAAAUUUGCUUUGAGCUCUUUACAUUUUCAGUGUUAUUUUAUAACAACCCCGUUCCAAAUUCUGUGCAUCACAAUUCCCCUUAUUCAGUUGUUACCUGUAACAACCAAAUGCACAUAUGCACACUGGAAAAAACAUUUGAUAAAUUGCCUGCUGAUGUUGGAAUAAGGUGUUUCUGAAAACAAACAAGUAGGAGUAAAGUUAGCACAGGUGAUUAAAAGCUCGUUUGUAAUUCGGACUUGCAGACACAGGUCCCACACAACUAGAUUUAUACUGUAGAGCUUGUUGACAGCAUAUAUAUAUAUAGUUACUUUUUAAGUGCCAUUGCAUUUAUUGAAUAGGAUGUGAUUAAUAUCUUCAUCUCUUGAACGGUUGUAGGUUGUGAUUUUUUAUAUUAUCCUUAAGAAACUUAAUUUUAAAAGCUAAAAUGAUUACAAUUACUUAAAAUGUGAUUGGUGGAAAAAAAGAGAGGAGAGGAAGUGUACCCGAAAGACUGGGUUUGGGAAUCACAGGCCUAACUGAAUUCUCCCCUAUAAAGCUUUUGUGUGCAUACCUGUUUCACCAUCUCUACAUUCAAUAAUUCUUUUCCAUGUUUAUUGUUUUCAGCUCCAGAAUAAGUGCUGCAUAAUCUUGCCCUGACAUUCCUGAGUGCAGAUGUUGAGGAGUGAUUGCUGAACUCACUUAGUGAAAAUAUAAUUUAAUCUUCCUUGUUUGGAGCUAAUGUUUUUUUUACACCUCUGAUUGGCUGAAUCAGUGAACAGUAAUAGGCUGAUCCAUUUAAUGCUGGACAAGUCCAUCUGCACAUAUUAGAUGGCACUUUUGCUCUGCCUGUUUCUGUGGAAUGUUCAUGUCACGUUCUCCAAAAUAUUCUGCAGGUCGGGUUUUUCGGGUCUGGUUGCAUUUGACCCUUGCUUUGUAUGGUUGCAAUGUCUAUUUUUUUCUGUAGGGGUUUAAUCAUCAUUUGCAUGUUCUACAGUAACACCCAAAAUUUGCUAAACCAAAAGAUUCCCAUACCCUUUGUCAGAUCAGGCAUACAAAUCCUGUUGUGCAACACAGUGUAUGGUAUUUUUCUGGAGGCACUCGCAAGAACAGGACUGGUAUAGAACUGUCAUACAUAAGCAAGUGACAGAAAGCAAUUGUAACAAAAUGGUAAGCGUAGAACUGCAAAGACACCUGCUACAGGGCCUGAUUCAGAUAUUCGGGAAGAAGCUCCUGUAUGUACCACAGGUAAAAAGUUAAGUAAUAAUAAUAAUUAAUAAUUGCUUACACUUAUAUAGCGCUUUUCUGGACACUCCACUCAAAGCGC